Asparagus officinalis (garden asparagus) is the source of this 1071-nucleotide messenger RNA. RefSeq lists its product as uncharacterized. Lineage: Eukaryota; Viridiplantae; Streptophyta; Magnoliopsida; Asparagales; Asparagaceae. Bases 1 to 1071 code for a protein of 356 amino acids. The transcript has a single exon. The record is from RefSeq and is a predicted model, not a curated record.
AUGGAAUAUCUGUUAAGAAGGUUAAACAUUCUUAAAAAUGACAAACUAUUCAAAUAUCAUCCCAAAUGCUCCAAGUUAAAUAUCACUCACCUAUUCUUUGCUGAUGAUUUGCUCCUGUUUGGAAAAGCUGACAUCUACUCUGUUGCAAAGCUAUACGGUUGUCUUCAGGAGUUUAGUCAAGUUUUUGGGUUAGAAGUUAACCCAAAUAAGUGCUCUGUGUACUUAAGUGGCAUUGAUGAAAAUUUGAAACAGCAGAUUUGCACUCUUCUGAAUUUUUCUGAGGGGGUAUUACUAGUGAGAUACUUGGGGAUGCCUUUAAUCUCUAAAAGAUUAUCCUCUCUGGAAUGUUCCCCUAUGAUAAAUAAAAUCACUGAUCAGUUCCAAAGCUGGCAGAAGAGGAAAAACCUUUCUUAUGCUGGUAGAUUACAGCUUAUCAAAUCUGUAAUUUUCGGGGUUCAAAUAUUCUGGACAAGCAACUAUAUCCUACCUAUGAAGAUCCUAGAGAAAAUUGACAGAUUAUGUUCUAACUUCCUUUCGAAUCAUAAAAUACAUUUGGUGUCAUGGGAGACAAUCUGCAAAGAUAAAAAACAGGGAGGCAUUGGAGUGUUUUCGGUAAGAAAUUGGAAUCUUGCAGCUGCAACUAAGCUUCAAUGGUUGAUUCAUUUAAAGAAAGACUUGUUGUGGAUAAAAUGGGUUCAUGAAAAUUAUCUGAAACAACAUAAUAUCUGGCAUGUUCAAGUAAGGGUGAGCAAUUCAUGGAUGUGGAAGCAACUUCUAAAGGUGAGGGAUAUUCUCAUUGGCAAAUUUGGGAAUGUUAGUAAUAUGCAAAAUGCAAUCAGUAAAUGCUGUUCUGGGGGCAAAGUCUUUAUAUCCUCUAUUUACAGAGAAAUUGCACAACAUACUCCUGAGGUGAAUUGGUCGGAUACUGUCUGGGAUAGUUGGAACUACCCCCAAACAUUCCUUUGUCCUGUGGCUAGCUAUUCAUGCAAAGCUAUUAACCAAAGACAGGUUAUGUCAUAUGGGGAUACUGGACACAAAUAUAUGUGUCUUGUGUUCAAAUCAGAGCAAUGA